This is a messenger RNA of Caenorhabditis remanei, 540 nucleotides long. RefSeq lists its product as uncharacterized. NCBI's taxonomy places the organism in Eukaryota, Metazoa, Nematoda, Chromadorea, Rhabditida, Rhabditidae. Bases 1 to 540 code for a protein of 179 amino acids. The record is from RefSeq and is a predicted model, not a curated record. The transcript is spliced from 2 exons.
AUGAACGAGCCCAUCACCCCGAAACUGCUUACCAACCGAUUCCUUGUCAAUCUGGAGUCGUUUUUCAAUGACAUUUCAAUGAAUGGUUUCCAAAUUAAUGAGUUGAGUGGACUUCUCCGACGGAUAAGACAAGUCAGAGAACACGCGGAGACUCGUGGAUACAAAUUAAGUGCGGACCAGCUAUCGAUUGUAAUCGAUAUCUGCUUGAGCUCCAUGGUUAAGGAGAGCGUGAAGGAUGAGAUUACGAAACAAUCGACACUUCUUUCACUGAUGAUUGAUAUUUUGGACGGAUUCUUGGCUCAAAUGAAGGAAAUCGGAUGCCCAAAGAUCACAAUGGCUGUCACUGAUCAGAAAAACUUUUUCAAACCAAAAAUUUUCAAAACCUCUUACCAUGUUAUCAAAAUUGGAAAAUGCUUUCUUCAAGCUUAUACAUUUUUCAAUUUCAUGAAGCUGAUGACUGAUGUUUCGCUAGUCGAAGUCGGUGGAUAUCAAGGACAACAUUCUCAAGAAAUGGUCUCAUCAUUUGCUGAGUACGCGUAG